Eurytemora carolleeae is the source of this 3662-nucleotide messenger RNA. Its product is annotated as probable phospholipid-transporting ATPase IH. Gene Ontology annotation, biological process: phospholipid translocation. NCBI's taxonomy places the organism in Eukaryota, Metazoa, Arthropoda, Copepoda, Calanoida, Temoridae. The coding region runs from base 96 to 3647 and encodes 1183 amino acids. The transcript is spliced from 32 exons. The record is from RefSeq and is a predicted model, not a curated record. Gene Ontology annotation, cellular component: plasma membrane; endoplasmic reticulum; trans-Golgi network. Gene Ontology annotation, molecular function: ATPase-coupled intramembrane lipid carrier activity; ATP hydrolysis activity; ATP binding.
ACAAUUCGUACAUUUUGGCCACCCUGCAGAUUAAAGGAAUAUUUGAGAUUUUUGCGACGGAAUUUGUGUUAAAAAUCUUUUCAGAUGUUAAAAAAAUGAAAACUCGGGCCUACUCGUUUGAUGAUAAGACUCCGUGGUCUGGAAGAGAGGGGGUAAGAUCUAGAUCUAGGUCUAGCUCUACACCUAGACGGGCUCCGAACCAGGUCUAUGGAGGGAUGAUAGCCCCGGAUAUAGAGGGAGGGAAGGGGGAGGAGUGUCUAGGAGAUUCAGACUGGAGUUGGAAUAAUAUCAAGAGUAGGAUCUCACACCAGUAUACCAAACUCAGAACCAGGUUUAUCUGGUCGCCGAGGCUUGAAUUUCCUGCCUGGAGAUGGGACAGAAACUUUGAUUGGCUUUCAAGAACACAUUUCCAGAAACGAGGAGUUAUACUGCGCAACAAACAUCGGAGAAAAAUCCUUGAAAAGUUAGAAAUUGACACUGACAAAACAGAAAUCAAAUUUAAGCCAAACAAAUUUAAGUCUGCCAAGUAUACUAUUCUCAGCUUCCCUGUUCUUAAUCUUUUAGAGCAGUUCAGAAGAGGAGCUAACUUCUACUUUCUGGUGUCUAUGGUGCUAACCCUCCUGAUAGACUCCCCCAUCUCCCCGUACACCUGGAUGAUGUCCCUCGUCUUCGUUAUUAUCGUCACUAUGAUCAAACAAGCUUACGAAGACUAUCUCAGGCAUAAAGAAGACGCGAGGAUAAACAAGAGACCAGUUCAUAUUAUUAAGAAGGGGAAGAAGGCUGUAGUUCAUAGUGAACAGAUCAUGGUUGGAGAUAUACUGGUACUACAUGAACAUGAAACUGUGCCUUGUGACGUUGUGUUGUUGAGUAGCUCACAUAAAAAUGGUCAGUGUUUUAUAGAAACUUCGAACCUAGAUGGAGAAACCAGCCUGAAAACAAGGUUUUCUCCUGGUAUAACGAGAGGUGCUAAAUCUGUGAGAGAGAUCUCCACCCUUCACGGUUGUAUUGAAUGUGAGAAUCCGAAUCCUAAACUGGAUACGUUCCUGGGUAAUCUCACUCUGUGGAACUGUGAAGAGAAUUCAGAACCAACGGUUCAUGUUCUUAGUAAUGAUAAUGUUCUGUUGGCUGGAAGUGUACUGAAGAACACAGAAGAAGUGUUCACCUGUUGUAUUUACUCUGGAAUCCAAACAAAGAUUAGUUUGAAUUCAAAAAUUACAAGUAACAAAUUCUCUACUACCGAGAAAUCGUUAAACAGAUAUCUUGUCUUCCUUGUGAGUGUUUUAGUCAGCGAGAUGGUGAUUUCAACUAUUCUUUCAUUCUCAUACAACUAUGAACUGACAAGGAGCCCUCAACUCUACUUCUCUUCUGUUGCCAAAAUCCUCCGCUUUUUUGGUGCAGACAAGGAUACUUAUCUUAAUAUGACCAAUAUACAAAGACCAGAGUAUCGUGAAAGUCUUACGAAACUGCUUGGAUUUCAGGCUAUUAAAAACUAUCCAGAUACAUACUAUAUCCAGCACCCUACAGUCUGGUAUCUUGAACAGGUUGAAGACAUUAAUUUUGUUUUGAUACUCGAAGUGUUGUUGUUGUGGAUGGUUUUAUACAAUUAUAUUAUUCCAUUAUCUGUUUACGUUUCAUUGGAGUUUAUUAAAGUUCUCUCCAGUCUACAAUACACUUGGGACACAGAGCUUUAUGAUGUUGAAACUAAUGAACCAGCUCAGUGCCAUACAUCUGAUAUAAACGACGAGCUGGGACUUAUUACUCAUCUCCUAACAGAUAAAACAGGAACAAUAACUAAGAAUGAGAUGGUUUUAAAGAUGAUACUGAGAGGAGAGGAAACUUUCCUUCUAGAUUCAGAUUUCCCGCAGGGCUGGGACCGGUUCAUGAUGGUUCUCUGCCUUUGCCAUUCAGUUCAAGUAUCGGAUGGUAACUUUAUAGCGUCUAGUCCUGAUGAGAAGGCACUGCUAGAAAAAUGUCAGGAGAACAGGUUUGUAUAUACUGGUGAGCAGCUUGAGGGUCAGGUUGCCGUGAAUGUGAGGGGUCAACUGUAUUCCUUUGCUAAACUAGCAGAGCUUCCCUUCGAUUCUGUUCGGAAAUGCAUGACAGUGAUUGUUAGAGAUGCCGAUGGAAUUAUUCAUGUUCUUACAAAAGGAGCUGAAUGCAAAAUGUUUAAAGCUUGCACAUCCGGUAAUAUUGACAAGGCAAGUGAAGAAAUAGAUUGUUUUGCAAACAUGGGACUGCGAACCCUAGCGGUGGGAUAUAAAACUAUAAAUGAAGAUCAGCUCAACAGCUUUCUUGAAAGCUUGGCAGGGGCCUCCACCUCUAUAGUGAACCGGGCAAAGUAUGUCCGUGAGGUUUAUGAGGAACUAGAGCAAGGUCUAGAGUUACUGGGUGCUACAGGUAUAGAAGAUAAACUGCAAGACGAUGUUCCUGAAACAAUUUAUGCUCUCAAAAAGGCUGGAGUAAGAAUAUGGAUGCUCACAGGCGACAAGAAGGAAACUGCUAUCAAUGCAGGGCAUUCUGCAGGAAUUCUGCAAUUGGAUUCUAAAUUGAUCGAUUUAUGCGACAUAACCGAUUAUCGUGAUAUAGCCCCGCUAAUGGCUCAAAUAGCUGGAGAGGAAGUGGAAGAGGAGAAGGAGACUUCAAUGAUAGUCGAUGAUAAAUCUAUCACAAACAUAUUCAAGGCUCCUGAGAGCAUCAAACAAUUCCAAGCGGUCAGCCUAAAAUGUUCCACAGUUAUUGCCUGCAGGCUUUCACCCAUUCAGAAGAGCCAGAUUGUUCGUUUAGUCAAGGAAGCUGACUCAAAUUAUGUCACAGCUGCAAUUGGAGAUGGUGGAAAUGAUAUUUCAAUGCUUCAGGAGGCCCAUGUUGGGUUUGGAAUUAUCGGGAAAGAGGGUCGGGCAGCUGCGCAGGCAUCAGAUUUUGCGUUCUCCAAGUUCAAGUAUCUACGCAGAUCUAUCCUGGUUCAUGGACAAUGGUUCUACGUGAGAUCGGCUUUUCUAGUUCAGUAUUCCUUCUACAAGAAUAUUGCUUGCUUCACAGGCCAAGUUUUUUACAUGUUGUACUCCAAUUACAGCGCCAUGACGUUGUUCGAGAGCACAUUUUUAUUCUGCUUUAACACCCUGUAUACUUCAGUACCUGUAUUGAUCUACUCUGUAACGGAGCAGAACUACUCCUCUGCAACCCUACUCCGAAAUCCUAGUCUUUACUCUGAUAUUAGAUACAACAAACUGAUGUCAAAAAACGCAAUAUUUAGGUGGAUGUGCUACGCUGUCUGGCAUUCACUAGUCGUCUUCUUUCUUUGGUAUUUUCUCUACCAGGAGUUUACAGUAUACUGUGAGAAGGAUGUAUUCUAUCUCCAAAGUGUUGUGGCACAAACCUCUGUGAUAAUUGUCAAUCUUAAGGUUCUACUUGAGGCAAAUUAUUGGACAGCUCCUUUAAUCAUCUCCGUUCUUCUCUCAAUCCUCUCCUACUUUGCCUUCACAUUGUUCUACUACACCGUGGGGCCCAUGAACAACUUCCUGGUCGACAACAGUGAUAUCUAUAUGAGCUACAUGACCGCUUUAUCUGAGCCCGAGGUUUGGUUGUGUACACUUCUAGCAGUUGUUCUAGGUAAAUAUAGAGAGGGUGUCCUCAGCAUCAGCUUUUAAGGGAGUCUUGACAUA